AUGGCCCAGUCAAACUUCCCCACCCGCCAGCUCUCAUCCGACCAGUUUGUCGAGAGCUGCGGCACGAUUCUUUUCGACCGUUCAGAUCCGCAAUCGAAGAGAGUCUGCCUCGUCAACCUUGUAGAGAAAGACGAAUGGAUGCUGGCAAAGGGACGUCGUAACAUUGGAGAGACACGAAAGGAUGCUGCGCUACGCGAGAUAACUGAAGAGACCGGGUACUCAUGCCAUCUCUUACCUAUUCGUAUGUUCACUAGAGUAGCAGCCGGUGACGAGCCUCCAGAUACGCCGGAUGAGGCUCUCGUUCAUGACAGGCUCACUGAACCGUUCAUGUGUACGAUGAGAAGACUGCUACAUGGCAAGGGCGUAAAGCUCAUCUGGUGGUACGUUGCAGCGUUGUACGAAGAUGCUCAUGAUAGGAGAGAUCCAGGAGAAGAGAAGUUCAGCCCUCAGUUUUUCUCUUGCGAGAUGGCUGUUGAGAAGCUGUACUUCGAGCCCGAUCGCGAUGUUCUCAUAAAAGCCAUAAAAAUUGUCGAAAUACGAUAUAUAAUAGUACAUAAUCAUAGGACAUGUGAUUCAAUGGAUGUUGGUUACUUCCAGAAGUGA
Dothidotthia symphoricarpi CBS 119687 is the source of this 603-nucleotide messenger RNA. RefSeq lists its product as uncharacterized. The record is from RefSeq and is a predicted model, not a curated record. The transcript has a single exon. The coding region runs from base 1 to 603 and encodes 200 amino acids. Gene Ontology annotation, biological process: ATP biosynthetic process; AMP biosynthetic process. Gene Ontology annotation, molecular function: bis(5'-nucleosyl)-tetraphosphatase (asymmetrical) activity. Lineage: Eukaryota; Fungi; Ascomycota; Dothideomycetes; Pleosporales; Dothidotthiaceae.